AUGGCAGAAGCACAACUGACCAAUCAAUUAACACGAAUUGAUUCGAUGACAAACGUUGAGUUACGUGCUGAACUCAAACGACGUGGUUGUCCAACAUCAGGCAACAAAAAAGAUCUUCUAGCUAAGUUACGUGUUGCUUUACAAAAAGAAUACGAACAAGCUGCAUUGGAAACCGCAUCGACAACAUCAACUAUGGAUUCAAUGAGUUUCGAUGGGCGAAAUAACAAUUUUCCAAAUGUACAACAAUCACCUGUUGUAUCCUAUGAUAUGAAUCGACCUUCAUUGAAUAAUUCUACAGCAUCGUCACAUAAUUAUAUGACACCACAUGGUGGAAGUCCAGCGGUUUAUAAUCAACAUAUGCAUAGUGCUGAAGCACCAUUGACGUAUACAAAUUUACAAAUCCACGAUCAGGCGGCUGGACCAUAUCCACCAGUGUAUAAUUUAACGAUGCAACAAAGUGCUCAUGCAUCUCCGUCGCCAACAAUACCUGUACCUCAACAAUUAACUGUUUCACCGGGAAACCGACAUCCAAUGUAUGAGCAACCCCAUUUACAACAACAACAACAAGCACCGCCACCGCCACAACAAUUCUCACCAAUGGCUACACGUCAGCAACGUGCCAGUGUCGAUACUCCAACAAAUGUCACUGCCCCCUCAGCUGCUCCUGCGAUGUCGCCCGAGAGAAAACCUCGAACUCGAAGUAAAAAACCAUCUAUUGAUUCUCAACCGAUCGAAAGUCAACAACCCGUACCAGCAAAUAAUCCUCCACCAAUUCAGAUUACUGCACCUGAAAUUGUUCAGCCACCAGUCGUCAGCGAACCCAAGAUUGACCAUCCAACACCGGGUAGCAUCGUUGGCAACAACCUAGAGGUGAAUUCGUUUGUGAGUAAGAGUCAUGAGGAGGAACAAAAAGAUCUAGGACAAGUAAGAGAAGAAAGAGGAGAUUCACGUUCACCAUCUGUAGACAGUAGUAGUGUCAAGUCUGAGUCUGUUAUUAAAGAAAUCCCGUUAUCCGGUGAUCGACAUCGUUUGAGUCGAUCGAAAUCACCUAAAUCACGUUGGCAUCAUUCGCCAUCGCCUCAGCAACCACAAACUAAUCAGUCGUCAGCGACUGAAGAAGAACAACACUCGGCUGCGCCAACCACGAAUGACGAUACUAAUAAAACUAAUAAUCAAAUUGAAAAGUCAUCAAAGGUAGAUUUACCAGCCGAGAGUACAGGCGGUUCAGCUGGAAAUGAAAUGAAACAAAGCGAGUCACCUGUAGUCGAAAAGCAAGAAACUCCAAAGAAAGAAGAAUCGACACCUGUCAAUGCGAACAAGAACGAUCAGCAACCAGAAAAAGCUGCAGUACAGCAACAGCUCAAACCGAGUCGUUCUCAAACAUCAUCUACGUCGUCAUCAUCAUUGAUGAAAAGUUUAAAUCGCUCCUCAGGAAGCAAUCGAAUGAAUCUAUCCUCAGAUGUUCUUAAAACACUCAUUCCGGAUAUUAGUUUAGCUCCUGAAUCAAUAAUAACUGAUGAACUCGAAGCAUCGGCAAAUGAUCUCGAUCACGAAGAUGAUAACGACCAAAGCAAUCAACCUAUACUUGACACAGGUGUGGGCAAUGAUUAUCUUUUGGGUGAUUCCAUGACUAUUGGCGAAUUAGCUGAUCAAAAACAGCAACGUAAUCGAACGGUUGUCAUUGACGUUACUGCGGAUUCUUCAUCAUUAAAUGAUGAUCUCGUUGAGAAUAGUUCCGAUAUUCGGAAAAAAGCACCAGCACCGCCUAUUCGUGUCGCUUCGUACGAAUCAAAGAUCCUACUCGAUGGAAAAACAAAUGCUCUUAUGAUGGACGAACCAGUACGCGUCAAAGAUGCCACAGCGACGAUUGAACCACCCAGUACAAUCCUGUACGUUCGUGGUCUCACACGUCCAUUUACUAUUCCAUUGUUAAAAGAACUUCUCGGUCGAUAUGGAACAUUAGUAGAUGGCGAAUUUUGGCUUGAUAAGAUCAAAAGUCAAUGUUUCGUUACCUAUACAACUUUAGAAGAAGCCCAGGAUGCUCGUGAGCAUCUUGACGGCUGUCGAUGGCCAUCAACGAAUCCUAAAACAUUAUCUGUCCGAUUUGGUCGACAAGAUGAAUUCGAAUUCAGUAAAACACAUGAUUUACCACCUGAUCAGAUGUCUAUUGGUGCGAUGGAUACGGCAAAUAAUCGUCGGGUUCAAGAAAAAUCAAAUUCAAAUAACAAAACAUCUUUACGCCGAUCGGCCAGUCCUACAAAUGAUACAAAAUCCAACAAAAAACUUCGUGUGAGUGGUAACACUGAUGUACGUGAAUGGGAUUUACCUAAACUUCAACAACAAGAAGAUAAAUCUCCAACCGAACGUGAAGUCAUCGAAGAACAAACAGUAAAAAGUAACGAACCACCACCGAAAGGACUCGAUGAUUAUUUCCGAAAAACAAAAGCUAAACCGGCUAUCUAUUGGUUACCAUUAACUGACGAACAAACUGUCGAACGAGCGCGUCAACGAGAGCAACGCAAUGUUGAACGAGAGGAACAACGUAGAAAACGAGAUCUCGAUGAAAUCGCCCGCAAUUCCAACAAUCCUACAGAUUCCAAAUCUCGAUCUAAUAAUAAUGAUAACACAUCAUCAAAUCGUCCUCAACGUCGAUCUCCAUCACCUCGUGAUAAACGUCGCCGUGUAUCUCCAAAUGCUUCACCACCUCGCCGAGAUAAUAAACGACAUUAG
Messenger RNA from Adineta ricciae, 2730 nucleotides. The record is from the annotation of a GenBank genome assembly. Lineage: Eukaryota; Metazoa; Rotifera; Eurotatoria; Adinetida; Adinetidae.